AUGGUGAACAGAGGUGUAGGUUUAGUUGGAGGCCACUGGUGCUAUCAGUCACAGAAGUAUGAACAGCCACACUGUGAAGGUCCUCGACAAUGGUAUCUAACAGACGUCACCUGCAAAGGAAACAAACAGUCACCUGUCAAUAUUGUCACCAAAAACGUAAUUUAUGACAAGAGCCUUAAGCCACUGAAUUUUGAAGGAUAUGAUGUGAAGGGGUCUUCAAAAUGGAACAUAGAAAAUAACGGACAUACAGUUAAAGUAACGUUAAGCACAUUCCCUAAAAUUGGAGGAGGAGGUCUGGGAAGAAAAUACAAGGCGAUAGAAUUUCAUUUGCACUGGGGAGUCCAAGGUGUGCAGCAAUACCUUCCUGGGUCAGAGCACAGCAUAGAUGGAGAAAAACAAGCCAUGGAGCUUCACAUUGUCCACAUAAGAGAAGAUGUUUCGGAUAUAACAGAAGCGAAGAAAAAUGCUGAUGGUGUGGCUGUGUUAGCAUUCUUUAUAAAGGUUGAAGAAGAAAAUAAAAACUAUGCAACUCUAAUAAAUGAAUUACAGAAUAUUAAAUACAAAGGGCAAACAGCACAGAUGGAAUCUUUGCCACUGAGUUCUCUACUCCCACCUGAGGAAGAGCUUGGAAGGUACUAUCGGUACGAGGGCUCCCUCACCACUCCUGACUGCCAUGAGGGUAUCAUCUGGACAGUAUUUGAGAAGCCAGUUGAACUCAGUAUUUCUCAGAUUUCUCAGUUUUCAACAGUCCACUUUGAUGGGAAGAACUCAACUUACAUGGUUGAAAAUUUCCGGCCUGUUCAGUUUCUGAACGAACGAAAGGUGUACUGGUCCAGUGCCAGCAUCCUCCUGCCCACUGCUAAGGUUUUAAUAUUGGUCCUGAUGCUUACGUACUUCCUGAGUUCUCUUUUCCAAUGA
Molecule: messenger RNA, 918 nt
Organism: Phaethon lepturus (White-tailed tropicbird)
Lineage: Eukaryota; Metazoa; Chordata; Aves; Phaethontiformes; Phaethontidae
Gene: CA4
Product: carbonic anhydrase IV
Exons: 8
Coding region: 1-918 (305 amino acids)
Cellular component (GO): plasma membrane
Molecular function (GO): zinc ion binding; carbonate dehydratase activity
Source: RefSeq, a predicted model, not a curated record